Messenger RNA from Anopheles maculipalpis, 912 nucleotides. Its product is annotated as mitochondrial ornithine transporter 1. The transcript is spliced from 2 exons. The record is from RefSeq and is a predicted model, not a curated record. Gene Ontology annotation, molecular function: L-ornithine transmembrane transporter activity. Lineage: Eukaryota; Metazoa; Arthropoda; Insecta; Diptera; Culicidae. The coding region runs from base 3 to 911 and encodes 302 amino acids. Gene Ontology annotation, biological process: mitochondrial L-ornithine transmembrane transport.
CAAUGCACGGCACAGGAGAAGCGAGUAGUUUAAAAACAGGCGUGAUUGAUUUCACUGCCGGAUGUUUGGGUGGCGUUGCGCUGGUGUACGUUAGCCAACCGAUGGAUACGGUGAAGGUGAAAAUGCAAACAUUCCCGGGACUGUACAAAGGGCUUGUCAACUGUACGGUGCAAACGUUCAAGCGGGACGGCAUUGUGCGCGGUCUGUACGCCGGCACACUACCAGCGGUCGUUGCGAAUGUGGCCGAAAAUUCAGUAUUAUUUGCUGCGUACGGUGCGUGCCAGCAGGUCGUAGCGAGCACGACCAAAAAACCUUCCAUCGCCCAAUUGUCCACGCUGGAAAAUGCGACCGCCGGCUUUUUGGCCGCAUUCUUCUCCUCCUUCACACUCUGCCCGACCGAGCUGAUCAAGUGUAAGCUGCAGGCGUUACGGGAAACGGCCGGCAACGACGGUAAGCGCCGACCGACCAUAUCGUCGUACGCGCUCGUUAGCCAGAUACUGCGCACCGAAGGCAUACCGGGCAUGUUCCGGGGGCUAACGUCGACGUUUGCGCGCGAAAUGCCGGGAUACUUUUUCUUCUUCGGCGGGUAUGAGCAGACGCGCGAGUUUCUGGCACGACCCGGCCAAACGAAGGACGAGAUUGGCGCGUUACGGACGAUGGUGGCCGGUGCGGUUGGUGGGGUGGCCUUGUGGACCGUCAUCUUUCCGGCGGAUGUGAUCAAGAGCCGGAUACAGGUGUACAGUAUGCGGGCGAGCAUGACCCAGGUCGGGUUGGACAUUUUCCGCAAGGAGGGUGUGCUGGCGUUCUACAACGGGUUGCUACCGACGAUCGUGCGUACCAUACCGGCCACGGCUGUACUGUUCGUGGUGUACGAGUAUACGAAGAAAACGUUAACGAAGCUACUGGAGUAGC